AUUGUACAUCGGGACAUCAAGCCGUCGAAUAUUCUCAUCGACGCCCAAGGGCGCGCCGUCAUCUCCGACUUUGGUCUUUGUGCGGCCCUCCCCCCAGGAUUGUACGACACAUGGCGGGGACACGACUUUGUCGGAACACCUGAGUACAUGGCACCCGAGAUCCGCGAUGGGGGUACCAUGCCCGAUUACGGGGCAAGCGUCGAUGUUUACAGCCUCGGCGUCGUAUUG
This is a messenger RNA of Trametes versicolor FP-101664 SS1, 228 nucleotides long. Its product is annotated as kinase-like protein. Gene Ontology annotation, molecular function: ATP binding; protein kinase activity. The annotation marks the transcript as partial. The transcript has a single exon. Lineage: Eukaryota; Fungi; Basidiomycota; Agaricomycetes; Polyporales; Polyporaceae. Gene Ontology annotation, biological process: protein phosphorylation. The record is from RefSeq and is a predicted model, not a curated record.